AUGGCAGAGGAUAAAUUUGAAAAAUCACAACUGGAAGAAAAUGCUUUCGAAGAAUUGGAAAGGGAGUUUCAAGAAGUCAUCGAUGAACUUUCCGGAGAUAAAAGUUUGGAGAAAUUCAGGACAGAAUAUGAGAAGCUUCAUACGGUUAUGAAGAAGUCUUAUGAAAAUGAAAAGCGUCUGAUGGCAAAAUGUAGAGAACUAAAUGCAGAGAUUGUUGUUAAUUCUGCUAAAGUAGCCACUGCCCUGAAGUUGUCCCAGGAUGACCAGACGACCAUAACAUCACUCAAAAAGGAAAUAGAAAAAGCUUGGAAAAUGGUGGAUUCGGCCUAUGAUAAAGAACAGAAAGCAAAGGAAACCAUUCUUGCACUGAAAGAGGAAAUAGUCAAUCUGAGUAAACUAGUAGAACAAGGAUCUGGAUUAUCACUGGGCCAGAGUAACAACAUCAGAGAUUUACUGAAGUACAAGGAAGAAGUAACCAAGGAAAGAGAUCAACUCUUGUCAGAAGUUGUGAAAUUACGAGAGACCCUAGCUUAUGUCACUGAACUGCAUCAAGUAACUGAGAGAUCUAAAGAAGACGCAGAACAGGCCAUCUCUCAGUUCCAACAAGAAAUCCAGCUUCGUCAGAAUGAAGCUUCCCGGGAAACUCGGAAGAAGGAGAAACUGGAGAAAGAGUUCAAACAGAUUCAGUCUGACAUGGAUGGAAAACAGGCUGAAAUAAGGGCUCUCCAACAGCUUGUGCUGAAGAAUAAAGACGAAAUCCAAAAACUGGAACAACAGCUCAAAGAGCAGAAGAUCCUAAAUGAACGAGCUGCCAAAGAACUGGAGCAGUUUCAGCUGAGGAACGCUAAGCUUCAGCAGGAGAAUGAGCAGCAUGCCCUGGCUUGUGAACAGAUAUCCCAGGAUAACCAGCAGAAGACAUUGGAGCUGAAAGCUAAAGAGGAUGAACUCCAUCAGAUGCGAAUUGACAUUGGAAGACUUAACAAAAUGAGAGAAUUAAUACAUAAAAAAUUGCAUCAAGCUGAAGAGCAAAAGGCUGAGGUGGAACAGGCCAAGGACCUCCUGAAAAAUCAAAUUAGUGGAUUAGAGAAAGAGCUGGAGAUUGCUAAAAAGCAAGGAGAACUUGAUAAAAAAGCUAUGGAUGAGCUUCUGCGAGAGAGAGACAUAUUAAAUAAGAAUCUGCUGAAGGCAGUCACUGCUACCCAGAAACAGAUGGACUUAGUAAAGCUUCAUGAACAAAACAAGAGGAACCUAGAAGAAGAAAUCCAGAACUACAAAGACGAGGCUCAGAAACAAAGGAAGAUCAUCUUCCAACUGGAAAAGGAGAGAGAUCGUUACAUUAAUGAAGCUAGUGAUCUCACACAAAAGGUCCUCAUAAACAUGGAAGACAUCAAAAUUCGUGAGAUGCAGAUCUUUGACUACAAGAAAAAAAUAGCUGAGUCAGAGACCAAAUUAAAACAACAACAGAACUUGUAUGAAGCUGUAAGAUCAGAUAGGAACCUGUACAGCAAAAAUCUGAUUGAAGCUCAGGAUGAGAUUACAGAAAUGAGGAGGAAGUUAAAGAUUAUGACCCACCAGGUCGAUCAGUUGAAAGAAGAAAUAGCUUCUAAAGAGGCAGCCCUUGUGAAGCUACACCUGGAGCAUCAGCGAAUCGAGAAGGAGAAGGAAACGCUAAAGGCUGAACUGCAGAAGCUGAGACAACAAGCCCUUGAGACCAAACACUUUAUUGAAAAACAAGAAGCUGAGGAGAGAAAACUCCUGAGAAUUAUUUCUGAGGCUGAUGCUGAGAGGCUGAGGCAAAAGAAGGAGCUGGACCAGGUCAUAAGUGAGAGAGAUAUUUUGGGAUCUCAACUUGUUAGGCGGAAUGAUGAGCUUGCACUGCUCUAUGAGAAGAUCAAGAUCCAGCAAUCUGUACUGAACAAAGGAGAAAGCCAGUACAACCAGAGAUUAGAAGACAUGCGCAUCCUUAAACUGGAGAUCAAGAAACUCCGGCGGGAAAAGGGAAUUCUUGCCAAAAGUGUGGCAAAUGUGGAAGAACUCAGGCAGGAGCUUUUUCACAUGCAAAGAGAAUUCUUAAAGGAAAGGACCCGCUGCAGAGCCCUGGAGGAAGAACUGGAGAACCCCAUGAAUAUACACAGAUGGAGAAGAUUGGAGGCCAGCGACCCCAGCACUUUUGAACUGAUACAGAAGAUCCACACUUUGCAGAAACGUCUCAUCAGCAAGACAGAAGAAGUAGUGGAAAAGGAAUUACUGCUUCAGGAAAAGGAGAAGCUAUAUGUGGAACUGAAACAUAUCUUGGCUCGGCAGCCUGGGCCUGAAGCAGCUGAACAAUUGCAACUCUACAGGCACACCUUGAGAGAGAAAACCAAACAACUUAAAGUUUUGUCUUCAGAAUUGAAUAUGUAUGAAUCACAGAGCCAGGAGUACAAGUAUGAGAUUGAGAGACUUGCCAAUGAACUCCUUAAUGUGAAGAGGAAAUAUCUCAGUCAGAAACGCAAGGAACAAAAUCAAAAGAUGUACUUGUGUUAUCAGUCUGACUUUUUCCCAAUUCAGCAUUCCCUUAAAGAACUACAGGUUGCAAAAAAUAAGUUCCGGAAGCGUGUUUCUGCAAAACCCUUCAACCUCCUCUUGGUAAUCCAGGUAGCAGGUACAGUACUGCCAGAAAGCUGUGUAGGAGAGGUUAGAGGUAUGAAGAAGAUGGACAGCAUGACAGGGAAUUAG
Gracilinanus agilis (Agile Gracile Mouse Opossum) is the source of this 2718-nucleotide messenger RNA. It is a transcript of the gene CFAP58, whose product is annotated as cilia and flagella associated protein 58. The transcript has 19 exons. The coding region runs from base 1 to 2718 and encodes 905 amino acids. Gene Ontology annotation, cellular component: cytoskeleton. Lineage: Eukaryota; Metazoa; Chordata; Mammalia; Didelphimorphia; Didelphidae. The record is from RefSeq and is a predicted model, not a curated record.